Messenger RNA from Fundulus heteroclitus (mummichog), 2179 nucleotides. RefSeq names its product syntaxin binding protein 1a (gene stxbp1a). The coding region runs from base 72 to 1883 and encodes 603 amino acids. Gene Ontology annotation, molecular function: syntaxin binding. Gene Ontology annotation, biological process: intracellular protein transport; neurotransmitter secretion; vesicle-mediated transport. The transcript is spliced from 20 exons. Gene Ontology annotation, cellular component: plasma membrane; secretory granule. NCBI's taxonomy places the organism in Eukaryota, Metazoa, Chordata, Actinopteri, Cyprinodontiformes, Fundulidae. The record is from RefSeq and is a predicted model, not a curated record.
GAAGGCUCCUCCGCUGCGGUGAGAGGAAAGGGGGAGAGACUCAUCGCUCCGCGCAAACACUCGGCAGCAUCAUGGCACCUAUCGGAUUAAAGGCGGUGGUCGGAGAAAAGAUUAUGAACGAUGUUAUCAAGAAGGUGAAGAAGAAGGGAGAAUGGAAGGCUCUGAUUGUGGACCAGCUGAGCAUGAGGAUGUUGUCCUCCUGCUGCAAGAUGACAGACAUCAUGACAGAGGGCAUCACCAUUGUGGAGGACAUCAACAAGCGGCGAGAGCCUCUGCCAAGCCUGGAGGCCAUUUACCUGAUUACACCGACAGAGAAGUCUGUCCACACGCUCAUCGGUGACUUUAAAGACCCUCAUUCAGCUAAAUACAAGGCAGCCCAUGUUUUCUUCACUGACUCCUGCCCUGAUCCGCUCUUCAAUGAGCUGGUGAAGAGCCGGACCUCUAAAGUCACCAAGACUCUGACAGAGAUAAACAUCGCCUUCUUGCCCUACGAGUCUCAGGUGUACUCUCUGGACAACCCAGAUGCCUUUCACAGUUUCUACAGCCCUCAUAAGGCCCAGCUGAAGAACCCGGUAAUGGAGAGGCUGGCCGAGCAGCUGGCCACGCUCUGCGCCACGCUGAAGGAGUACCCGGCUGUCAGAUACCGAGGGGAGUACAAGGACAACGCCACCCUGGCCCAGCUGGUUCAAGACAAACUGGACGCCUACAAGGCGGACGACCCCACCAUGGGAGAGGGUCCGGAUAAGGCCCGCUCACAGCUGAUCAUCCUGGACAGAGGUUUCGACCCCGUGUCGCCCGUCCUACACGAGCUCACCUUCCAGGCCAUGGGCUACGAUCUGCUGCCCAUCGAAAACGACGUCUACAAAUACGAGACCAGCGGGAUCGGAGACUCCCGAGUGAAAGAGGUUCUCCUGCACGAAGACGAUGACCUGUGGGUGAGCCUGAGACACAAACACAUAGCCGAGGUGUCCCAGGAAGUAACACGUCAGCUGAAGGAGUUCUCCUCCAGCAAGAGGAUGAACACCGGAGAGAAGACCACGAUGAGGGAUUUGUCUCAGAUGCUGAAGAAGAUGCCUCAGUACCAGAAGGAGCUCAGCAAGUACUCCACUCACCUGCAGCUUGCAGAGGACUGCAUGAAGCAUUACCAGGGAACAGUGGACAAGCUGUGCCGCGUGGAACAGGAUUUGGCUAUGGGCACCGACGCUGAAGGGGAGAAGAUCAAGGACCCCAUGAGGGCCAUCGUUCCCAUCCUGCUGGAUGCCAACGUCAGCACAUACGACAAGAUCCGCAUCAUCCUGCUCUACAUCUUCCUCAAGAACGGUAUUACAGAGGAGAACCUGAACAAGCUGAUCCAGCACGCUCAGAUCCCACCAGAGGACAGCGAGAUCAUCACCAACAUGGCUCACCUGGGGGUUCCCAUCGUCACAGAUUCCACGCUUCGCAGAGGAAAGAAGCUGGACAGGAAGGAGCGCGUCAGCGAGCAGACCUACCAGCUUUCUCGCUGGACUCCGCUGAUCAAGGACAUCAUGGAGGAUGCCAUCGAAGAUAAACUGGACACCAAACACUACCCCUACAUCUCCACCCGCUCCUCUGCCUCCUUCAGCACCACUGCAGUCAGUGCUCGAUAUGGACACUGGCACAAGAACAAGACACCUGGAGAGUACCGCACCGGUCCCCGAGUGAUGGUCUUCAUUAUUGGAGGCGUGUCUUUCAGCGAGAUGCGCUGUGCCUAUGAAGUCUCACAGGCCAAUGGGAAGUGGGAAGCUAUCAUUGGUUCCACCAACUUGCUUACCCCAACCAAAUUCUUAUCGGACCUGCAGCACCCCGACUUCCGAGAGUCCACUAGGGUGUCCUUUGAGGACGCACAGCCCUCAGACGAGUGAGGCAGAGACAGAUUGGGAGGGAAGGGAGACAGAAAUCACACAGAACAAAGAGCCACCCAAAUCUUCACUCCCACCUGCCUGCUGGAGCAGCUCAAGGCCAUGAACAAACCAGACGAGGAAGUGGCCAGCUAAAAAUCCUUCAAAUUCUUCUCUACACAUCUUCAUCCCUCUUAAUCCUGACCCAGCCCAUGUUACCUCCACAUCUUUUCCAGCCAAAUCCUUUCCAUCAAUUCUGUAUGCAUAUUGCUUGACAAAAAAAAAAAAAAAAAAAGAGAUCUUAGAUGAAGAAAAAAAAA